UUUUUGGGAUUUUCCGCUUAUACGGCCAUACUACAUUGUAAAGAAGUAAAAAGAGAAGCAACAGCGUGAGGUGUAAAUAAUUUAAAAGAAAAUUCUGAUGUCCAAGCCAGAAUCAUCUAAAAGUCCCCCGUGAGCUUGAGCUUGGAACCCAACCCAGAACCAGGUCCAAUGACAAAUGUAACAACCGAAACUCACCAACCGCCCUGAGGAAGCAGAAGACAGUCUCCCGAGGUCAACCCACCACCACCCCCGAUUUAUUAUUAUUUCCUUUUCGUUUACUUUUUAACCCUCCGCUCGAGAACGUGGUUUCUUUUGCGACGUGCAAUACUUUGUGGCAAAAGUCUUGCAUCGUUCCAAAAGAGAGCAACCACUUGGAGCGACGAGCACGGCCGUACAAUACCCAAAUCCGUGGCCACCAAGCUGCAGCGUCUCAAGGCCAAGGCGUCUGCGAGCCAGCACUACGGUCGAAAGUCAUCGUCGGCUAUCGGGAACCAAAGCGAAGGCGGCGAUAGGAGCUCAUCCUCUGGAAUCCACGGUGGCCACAACCAUCAACGCGGUGGCGCCGCCGAGGAACCCAACUUUGCUCUGGCGGACGUGGCCGAGAAGUCAUAUCAAAGCCACAACAACAACAAUUAUCAAAAGUCAAACCACACCAGUGCCAAUUACAACCACUCCAACUAUAAUAACCACCCACAAAGCGCCACCACCAACCUGCCUUAUCAGCCCAAUAACAAUAUCAACACGAUGAUGAUGACCAAACAGAAGAAUUCGCUGGCCGAGCGCCUCAACAUCGGCGAGGAAGUGCGGGAGCUGAAGUUGGGUGCCACCUUCAAUCCGAAAAAUACCUCCACCGCCUUCCAUACUAUCAAAUAUGAUUUCAAGCCAGCAAGUGUGGACACCAGCCGCAUGGCAUCUGUGGAUGUGGGCUCCAACAAUCAAGUUACUGUUAUCGUGCCAAAUUCAGAAAGUUCCGGUGUGCCUCAUACAGUUUAUAAGGGUAAUCAAAGGGAGUAUGCAAAGGAGUGCUUGAUGAUCUACGACAAGGAGACGGGCGCUAUCACAAUAGAGAAGCUGAAUCACAACAUUCAAGUGAAGAAGACAAGGAGCGAAGUAACCAACAAGCCAGUUCUGCUGCCAGCGCAGAACAUGCCUGUGAAUAUGGGUCAGGUCCACAGUCAGGGUACAAACGGAGCUGGUGGAGCACCAGCAUCAGCUCCUGGCCACGCAUCCGGUCCGGCACCCAAAAUGGAGAACAGCACCAUGCGAAUCUCAUCAAAGACGAAAGUUUCCACGGGCAGCCGCCGAAAUAAUAUAAUUGACUUCAAGCCGCGCAAUUCGCCCAUGCAACAGAGCUCACCAUCGCGUCCAGUGCCUGUCCAUCGCAGUCCACAAUCUGCGCCAGCUUGGGAUGCAAAUAAUGCACAGCAGACUUUGCCCAGCAUUCCGAUGAUCACCGACGACGAUGACUUUGGAUUGAGGGCAGCCCUGCACAACAGCGGUCAUGCGAAUACCUCAGGUUCCUCGACCGGCUCGGCAGCUGGUCAGCCGGACUUUGGAUCCACGUCCUCGUCCUCGCACAUGGGCAAGCAGCGGCAGCCUCCUCCGCACGGUCAUGGCAAGCGCCAGCAGAUGCACCAGCGUGCAAGUCCACCAAUGGCCCAGCAGCAGCAACAGCACCACCAGCAGCCAUAUGGUCGUGGAUACAACGGUGGCCUCAACCACGCACAACAGCAGCAACAACGGCAGUCGCCCCAGCAGCGACCUUCGGCCUAUGGCCAGGCCAAUAGUAUGCCCAUAGACUUGGACUCCGGCAGGGAGCAUGAACUGACCUCGCAGUCCGUGGCGCAAGCUGCUGCGGCUUUGGAACAGCAAAUUGGUAAUGAAUUGAGUGCCUCGAGCUCCAGUUCUGAUUCGGAUUCCAGCGAUAGUGACAGCGGCAGCGACUCUGAUGACAGUACCGAGGAGGAUCGUCCAAUGCAACGGCAGCAGCAGGAACAGGACCACCAGAUGUAUCAGAAUCAUCACCACCAACAGCAGCAAAUGUCCCAGCAGCACCUGAACCAGCUGCCUAACCUAGGCCUGGGUUCAAUAUCACCAGCCUAUAGCAACAAUCAUCACCAACAGCAGCAGUUGCACCAUCAUCAGCAGCAGCAACAGCAGAAGCAACAGUCCGGCAUUUAUGCGUCCAAUGGUGGCUUUCCAAACGAUUUGCUACAAAACGAUCUGCAAUUGUCGUCCAACUCGUCAGAUGAUGAUGACGAUUAGCUGUCUUAGGUUUGAUCUUAUUUGCCUGCUUUUGACAAAACCAACGACAACAAGAGCAACAACAAUUAUUGAUAUUCUGUCUAUAUGCGUGUAAUUAAUUUGUAAUUAUUGAGGGGUGAUUUUACUUGCUAGUGAAAUUUUUAUAAAUAAAUCUUAGUUCUACACCACGAUAUACACAAACAUAUAUUAAUUAAUUUUAAACACUAACUUUAGACCUUCCAAAUGUGCUGGUAAACAUUGAAUUAAAACGAGAAAGAAUAAUCAAAUCAAAAACACAAAUCACAAUCUAAACCUAUCUUUGUCAAUACAUAUUAGUUUUAAAUAAUAAAUUAACAAUUGUGUAAAACUUGUUGGAAUACCUAAAUGAGAUCGCAUGCAAAAAUAUACAAAUAUAUGUACCAACAAUAACCAAGAGACGAAUCGAACGAUGUAGACGAUGCAACUACGGAAAUUAUUUAGUUUUUAAUAAGAAUUCUGCAAAUCUUAAAUAUGUAUUUUAAGUUACCAAGAUGGAAACUGACCACGCGGAUUUUUGCCAUUAAUUACGCAUUUUAAUCUAAGCCUGAAAAUUAUUUGAAAAACAAAUUCAGAUACCAAAAGCGAAUAGAAACAUUUUGUUUUGUUUCCCUUAUUAUUUCGCUCAUUUUAUACAGUCAAGAUUUAUUUAAUAUUUUCAAAAGUAAAAUUACUUUCUGAAUGUUCGUUUUUGAUUAAUUUGUUAGCUAUAUAUUUAUCAUGAUUGUAUUUUAGCCCCUUAUCUUUAUUAGUUACAUAUUUGUGCGGUAUGAAGACACUUAUGUUUUUAGCUCAUGUUUUAUUUGAAUUUAUUUGUAGUUCUUUAAUUAUUUUUUAAUAUAUAUAUUACGAUUUUGUUAUGAGCUUGCAAUAGUUAAAAGCAACGAAAGGAAAUAAAUGUGAAACGAAAGAACCGGCCUGGUGAAAGCCAUUUUUGUUUAAUGUCCACUCCCCCGAAUACCCUAAGAAUUUGUUAAGAUGCUGAGGAGUACAGUACUCACUCAAAACACAACUCCUUCCAAAUGUGAGCGUGCCGAAGUCCAUACACACACUUACUGAUAUCGACACUAUUUAAUUUGCCAAGCCAACAAUGAAAUGUAUUUAUGAAGUACCAUCCACGAGAGAAACGACCAAUAUCUGAGAAAAGUCAGAUCGAAAUGGAGAUAAUACCAAUUAUUUUUUGUACAUUCUACAUGAACAUAUGUCUAGGGUUAAAUUGUAUUUCGAGCUGGCAGUUUUGAAGUUGAGUUUUCGAAGGAUUCACUCUUCAGAGCACCAGGAACUAGAAUCGAGCAUCAAUACCAACACCAAAAACAAUUACAAACAAAUCAACAGAAACUUAACGAAAACAACAAAAUGAUUUAGAUAAUCAUAAGCACAAUAUACAUAUGCAAAAAAUCUAGAACUAAUUAUAUAACUAAUUCUGUAUAGAAUCCGAAAAUGCCUAAGAUCACAAUGAAAUCAAGCAAGUAACUUAGUCUAAUUGGUAAGCAAAUAAAUAUAUAUUAUAUACAAACAUGCA
Messenger RNA from Drosophila eugracilis, 3802 nucleotides. It is a transcript of the gene Eaf, whose product is annotated as ell-associated factor Eaf. The record is from RefSeq and is a predicted model, not a curated record. The transcript has 8 exons. NCBI's taxonomy places the organism in Eukaryota, Metazoa, Arthropoda, Insecta, Diptera, Drosophilidae. Gene Ontology annotation, biological process: regulation of transcription elongation by RNA polymerase II; positive regulation of DNA-templated transcription. Gene Ontology annotation, molecular function: transcription elongation factor activity. Gene Ontology annotation, cellular component: super elongation complex. The coding region runs from base 745 to 2265 and encodes 506 amino acids.